UUCAAGAUGGCUUCCCAAAGAGGAAAGAAGUCAUUUGUCGAUGAUGAUGAAUCCUAUUGGUCAGCGACGCAAUUCAAAGGAGGGUUUGAUUUUAGCGAUGAAGUGGAUGUGACUGAUUGGGAUAAGAAGGUGUUUUCUCCGAAGACAGUAAAGGAAGACACAGAUAUACCUGUCAUCAACUGGGAUGAAUCUAGACCAGCAGUUCCAUCUGCUAGAUACAAGGUACCAACUAAACCUGCUCCUGUUCUUCAGAAAUCUGGCCACAACCGCAGUGCCUCAGACACAACAAGAGUUCCAGCCAGCCAGUCUCUUCCCUCCGUGAGGGAUCCCCCUCGUCCUAGAGCACCUGCUGCUGAUGAGCCUGUGACAUACUGGAACAUCGAGAAACCACUCAAGGUUGCCAAAGAAGACAGGUUUACAAAGAUUCCUCCAGAAGACAUGGUCAGGCGAAUGAUCUUGGGUUACUCCUACACCUUAGAACAAUAUAAAUCACUAGAAGAGAAGCUGGCAUUUCUUGAUGCUGCCGUCAGACUUGGUGAUGGCGAUACCAUUACUGCGGGUGUUCUGUUCCUACGCGCCACUGUCAAGAAGUCCAUAUUUAACCGGGAAGUAGUGUCACGACCGGUAGCAGUCGAUCACUUUCUACAAUACUUAAAACAACAUAACGAUUUUGGCGAUCUUGCUGACAUGCUCAGUAUGUUGGGAAGAACGGAAGAAGCUGCGAUGUUGAAGUACCGACAAGCAGUACUCGUCAAUAACCCACAGACGAAAACCAAAGCCAUUCAAAAUUGCCACAGGACACAUCUCCAGAAUGAGUAUUCAUUGCAACCUGAAAGUGGCCUGGUCCAAGAACACAUCUCACUUCUAGAAAUACAGCUGCCUAUUGAGGAUGCAGAUGCACGAGGAGAGAAGGAUGGUUCCAUCCCAAUCUUCAAAGAAUAUCCACGAGUCUGUUCCAUCAUCAACAGGCCAUUGAUUAACACGUUAUUCUACUGUUGUUUUUAUCACUAUGGGCUUGGAGAGAAUUCAUUAGCAAGCACAGUGGCAAUGAAGAAAAGACAUAAUAUAGGUGAUAAGCAAUACCUGUGGUGUGCCCUAAGAGCCAGAGCCAAGUUAAAAUGUUGGACGGACUUUGAAGCUUUACUUACAACGAAGGGAUGGUUUGGUGCAAGCAAGAUGAAAUCUCCUAUAGGAUUCGAUAAAAUUGUGGAAAUAUUAUCAAAGGUCACAUGUCCAAAGGAUAUACUGGUGAAGUACUUACGAUUGGUCGACGAUGAAGAAAAGCGCUUGGGACUUGCGACGAAGUUAAAAUGUCAUGAGAUAGUAGUCGAUACGUUCGUCAGCAUGAAGGAUCGAGCGAGGCUGGAAUCUUACAAAGCAAAGGUCCUGGAACUUCAUACAACGGAGUAUUUCUAUGCAGAUGAUAACUUAAGGAAUCCAAAUAUCAAAUGGAAAAACUAAGGAGUAGAGGCUGCUAUAAACUCAAAUGGAGUGCCACUGAUACUUGUUGAGAUAGUGUAAUGGAAAACACAUAUUUUCUCUAACUGGAGGUCAGUGACAUUGUUUAUCAAAUCGGGACCAAUGUCUGGACAAUUCCUCAUACCAAUUGCCGUGUUUAUUACUCUUUCUCAAUGUAUUUUGACACUUCUCAAUCCAAAGGAUAAGAAUCGAUUAACUUUCAAGUUAAUUUUCUGUUUUGUAUGUUUAAUGUUAACUUUGUCAUUCAUCAUGGUACCAUUGACUGAUAUGAAUAAAGACAGCAAAUGCUUUUAUCUAAAACUCCACGUACAUUUACACUCGGGCUUUCUGUGCAAAAUUGAAGUAAAAGCAUUUGAUUGUCUUUAUUUCUAUCACCCAUUGACUCUUAUAACCCAAACAUCAGCCUCAUUGGCAGGUGUGUGAUAUUCCUAGUCAUGAUGUGGCUUCAAUAAUAUGACUUAUCUUCUAAAUGUACAUGUACAUUUCUCUGUGAGUGCUAUUAGGAUUUGCCGAUUGUUACUGCAUUGCCAAUCAUGUGAUUUCAAAUUAUAUUGUUGCGAUAUGGAUUAAAUAGUUGAAUUAAUGAGUCCGAGGUAUGUUUGCCAAAAUACUUUUGCUGGUUUUACAGACACUGCUUGAUAUGUGAUACACUUAUUAGAUGGAUGUAUAUUUAUUUACUAUGAAUUGUGUGUUAAGUGUCCUUUAAAACUAUGAGUAAAUCUGUAAAAUGUGUUGCUUUCUCCCAAAACAUCCCUGGAUUGAAGUGACCAGUUGGCCAAGCUAGAAUGCCUGAAUGGCCAUUGAGAAUUUCAAGUUCUAAUACACUUAAUGAAAACCAUCUUGCAUGUACUACAAUGUACAGAUUUGUUUAUCUAUAUGUAUAUUGAUGUAUGUUUGUAAAUCUUUUUUUUUUUUCAGAAAUAAAUAUGUAAU
Molecule: messenger RNA, 2412 nt
Organism: Lineus longissimus
Lineage: Eukaryota; Metazoa; Nemertea; Pilidiophora; Heteronemertea; Lineidae
Product: spermatogenesis-defective protein 39 homolog
Exons: 17
Coding region: 7-1461 (484 amino acids)
Biological process (GO): vacuolar transport; intracellular protein transport
Cellular component (GO): cytoplasm
Source: RefSeq, a predicted model, not a curated record